CCCUGCUACACCAGUAAGUUGACUCACUGUACAAUACCUCUCCCCUUCACUCUACUGCAGGGUGGGAGAUAAAACAAUGGUCUUGAGAACAGCAGGAAGUGUGUUGGGGGUCUUUCUCUGGUCUGUAGCAGUUGUACUGGGUCAGGAUGGCUGGAGUGUUACAUACACCCCUCAGAGUAUCUGUACCUUGAAGGGGUCAACAGUGGAGAUGUCCUGCUCUUACACAUAUCCUAGUGGUUAUAUCGUCACAUCAACCUUCUGGUUCACUAAAAAUGAUGCUGAGGGGAAUCCUGUUAGUCUGAGUGAUGACGCAGACUACAAAGCUCGUGUGACGUAUCAUAAAGAUAACAAGAAUGACUGCACUCUGAGAAUCACAGACCUGAGAGAGAGUGACUCAGCUACGUACAAGUUCAGAUUUAUAACAGAUCAGACUGGAGGGAGAUUUACUGGCAGUCCUGGAGUCACUCUGUCUGUCACAGGUCUGCAGGUGAAGGUGACUCCUUAUUCAGUUGUAUCAGCGUGGAAGACACUGACUUGCACCACCUGUGUUCUGACUGGUAACCCCACCUACAUCUGGUACAAGAACGGACAGAUAGUAACGGACAACACUUCUCCCUAUUCAGUCUACCCUGAUGCUGCAGACAGCUACUCCUGUGCUGUAAAAUCCAAUGAGGAUCUCCACACUCCUGCAGUGUGUGUUCAGGAUCAGAGCUGCAACAGAGUAACUUAUACUGACAAUAGUAUCUGUGCCUUGAAGGGGUCAUCAGUGGACAUAUCCUGUACUUAUUCCAGUUAUCAUCCGAUCAAAACAACAUUCUGGUUUAGAAGUGAUAAGUCGGCCCCUGAGGACCUAACCAGAGACCCAGAGUAUGCAGGUCGGGCCCUGGAGAGCCUUCCCUCCAUCCUGAGAAUCACGGAUCUGAGAGAGAGCGACUCAGCUGAGUAUAAAUUCAGAUUCAACACACAGAUCUCAGGAUGGGGGUACAGCUUCCCUGGAACAACUCUGUCGGUCACAGCAUUGGGGCGGCAGGUAGCCUAG
Messenger RNA from Oncorhynchus mykiss (rainbow trout), 1039 nucleotides. Lineage: Eukaryota; Metazoa; Chordata; Actinopteri; Salmoniformes; Salmonidae. The record is from RefSeq and is a predicted model, not a curated record.